Molecule: messenger RNA, 1895 nt
Organism: Lolium rigidum
Lineage: Eukaryota; Viridiplantae; Streptophyta; Magnoliopsida; Poales; Poaceae
Product: E3 ubiquitin-protein ligase UPL4-like
Exons: 8
Coding region: 15-1895 (626 amino acids)
Biological process (GO): proteasome-mediated ubiquitin-dependent protein catabolic process; protein polyubiquitination
Molecular function (GO): ubiquitin protein ligase activity
Source: RefSeq, a predicted model, not a curated record
GUCCUAGGACUGAAAUGGCUCCUUUUCAGGGUAUCACCAGGGAAAAUCAAAAUUCUCCUGUAGAACCUUGCGCAAAGAAAGUGUCCUCAUCCUCUGCUGGGGGUCAACCAGAAAGAAACAAGGUGAUCGGGACUGAUCGCGCUGUGCAACCAAAACUGGCAUUUAGCCUGAAAGGAAAAGAGCUUGACCGAUCUGUUACUCUUUAUCAAUCAAUCCUGCAAGAUCAGAUCAACGUGGGAGCUGAUGUAAUUUUGGACACCCAGUUUUGGCACAGUGUGCAUGAUGUAACAUUUCGAAUGGCUGCGACAAAUCCAGAAAAAGAUGAUUGUCCUGAUUCGUCUAAUGCACCAAUAUCAACAAAUGACAGUAAAACAGGGUUGAUGUGGCAGGCACUCCCUUCCUUCAGCAGCUUGUUGCUUGGCAAGAUUUCAUGCAAAAUUGAUAGGUCAAGUCCAUCAUAUGACAUAUUGUUUAUGCUAAAAGUCUUAGAAGGAUUAAACCGAUUCUCAUUUCACCUCGUGUCUAAUGAGAGAAACCAUGCUUUUGCUCAAGGAAGGAUAACUAACCUUGAUGAUCUGAAGCCUUCUGUUUCUUCAGUUCCACUGCAGGAGUUUGUUAGUGCAAAAUUGACAGAUAAACUGGAGCAACAGAUGCAUGAUCCCUUGGUUUCAAGGUCUCGCUGUCUGCCUUUAUGGUGCGCUGAACUGAUGUCCACAUGCCCUUUCUUAUUUUCUUUUGAGGCACGAUGGAAGUAUUUCCAGCUGACAGCAUUUGGUUCUUCAUCAAUACAACAUGGGCACAUGAGGGAUACAAGUGGAAACAAUAUAGCAACGGAAAGAAGCCCGUCCUUUUCACGGAAAAAGUUCAAAGUUGAUCGCAACGAUAUACUGGUUUCAGCAGCAAAAGUGAUGCGUUCCUAUGCUCGGAGUAAUGCACUGCUUGAAGUAGAAUAUGAAGAAGAAGUAGGCACAGGUUUGGGUCCUACAAUGGAAUUCUAUACAUUGAUAAGUCAUGAGUUUCAGAAGUCUGGGUUAGGCAUGUGGAGGGGGGAGCUUCCUUGUGAAGCUCGCACCGACAAAACUCACAUUGGUCCCCGAACUGUGGUCGCGCCUAAUGGACUAUUUCCUCGACCCUGGUCUGCUUCUGUAGAACUUCCUUCGGAAGUAAAAAAUAGAUUUCACCUCCUUGGUUUGGUUCUCGCAAAGGCAAUUAAAGAUGGCAGAAUUCUUGACAUUCCAUUCUCCAAAGCAUUUUACAAGCUUAUCCUAGGACAGGAGCUUAAUAUAUAUGAUAUCAAUUCAUUUGAUCCUGAACUGGCAACGACCCUUAUGGAGUUUAAAGCACUUACUUGUCAAAGGAAAUACUUAGAAUCAUGUUCGACAAAGGAAUGCCAGAGCCCAUCUGAUUUCUCUUAUCGAGGUUGUACAAUUGAGGAUCUUGCUAUUGACUUCACUGUCCCUGGGUAUCCAGAGUAUGUGCUUUCUCUGGAGAGUAGCUCAGAUAAUGUAACCGCUGAGAAUUUGGAAGAAUAUGUUUCUUUUGUUGUCGAGGCAACAGUUAAAAAUGGAAUCUCAAGACAACUGGAAGCUUUCAAGUCAGGAUUUAGUCAGGUAUUUCCACUAAGCACACUUCAGGUAUUCUCAGAGGAUGAGCUGGAGAGAUUACUCUGUGGAGAACAAGACAAUUGGGAUUUUGUGAAACUUGUUGAUCACAUAAAAUUUGAUCAUGGCUACACCUCCAGCAGCCCUGCAGUCAUCAAUUUGUUAGAGAUCAUACAAGAGUUCGGAUGCCAUGAGCGCAGAGCUUUCUUGCAAUUUAUAACGGGUUCACCUCGACUCCCUCCAGGUGGUUUAGCUGCACUGAAUCCUAAUUUGACAGCUUGUUCGGAAGCAUAG